Ascoidea rubescens DSM 1968 is the source of this 1305-nucleotide messenger RNA. It is a transcript of the gene KIN28, whose product is annotated as TFIIH complex serine/threonine-protein kinase subunit KIN28. The record is from RefSeq and is a predicted model, not a curated record. Gene Ontology annotation, biological process: protein phosphorylation; positive regulation of transcription by RNA polymerase II. NCBI's taxonomy places the organism in Eukaryota, Fungi, Ascomycota, Saccharomycetes, Ascoideales, Ascoideaceae. Gene Ontology annotation, molecular function: RNA polymerase II CTD heptapeptide repeat kinase activity; cyclin-dependent protein serine/threonine kinase activity; ATP binding. Gene Ontology annotation, cellular component: nucleus; transcription factor TFIIH holo complex; transcription factor TFIIK complex. Bases 89 to 1051 code for a protein of 320 amino acids. The transcript has a single exon.
UCGAGCCACGGCGGGGCGCGAGGCCGACGGGGUACCGUGCUGAUAUUGGUGGUGCUUCUGGUGCUUCUGGUGCUUCUGCUGCCACGCCAUGCUCGACACAACCUCCAGCAAAGACACUAUUUCCAGCUACAUCAAGGACACCAGGGUGGGCGAGGGUACCUACGCUGUGGUCUAUGUCGGCCAGCACUCGCCCUCCCACAGAAGAGUUGCCAUCAAGGAGAUCAAAACCAUCAUGUUCAAAGAUGGCUUGGAUAUGAGUGCCAUCAGAGAGAUGAAGUACUUACAGGAGUUGCACCAUGUCAACAUCAUCAACCUCAUCGAUGUCUACUACGAGUUUGAAAACCUAAACCUCGUUCUCGAGUUCCUUCCCAACGACUUGGAAAUGCUCAUCAAGGACAAAAAUCUAAUCUUCUCUCCCUCCGAUAUCAAAUCAUGGCUACUCAUGACCCUCAGAGGCAUCCACCACUGCCAUCGAAACUUCAUCAUCCACAGAGAUUUAAAACCAAACAACUUGUUAAUCUCACCCCUGGGCAUUCUCAAAAUCGCUGAUUUUGGUCUUGCGAGAUCCUUUGGCGCUAAUCCAAACGAACUCUUCACUUCAAACGUCGUUACAAGAUGGUACAGAGCUCCUGAAUUGCUAUUUGGCUCCUGCCAUUACACCGACAAGAUCGAUAUCUGGUCAAUUGGCAUUAUCUUCGCUGAACUAAUGCUAAGAACCCCCUACUUGCCUGGUUUAAACGACCUAGACCAACUCGAUAUCACCUUCAAGGCUUUGGGAACUCCAACUGAGAUCAAUUGGCCUAACGUCUCUUCCUUGCCCCUUUACAAAAAUUUGAAUAUCUAUCCAAAGCCUUCGAGAGACGAGUUACGAAGAAGAUUCUUAGCUGCAACUGAAAACGCUUUAACUUUGCUCAUCAAAAUGACUGAGCUAGAUCCCUCUGCAAGAUUCAAUUCUGAUCAGUGCCUACUAUCUCCUUACUUUCUUGAAAUACCUCAUCCAACUCCCCCAAGGAAUCUACCAAAAUCAAUAAAAAAUCAGGAAAAACAAUAAAAAAAUCAAGAAAAACAACAACUCUUUAUAAGUAUUAACUUAAUUACAUCAAUUUAAAUUAUAUAUUAGCUAUAAUAAUCAUCAUAAUCAUAAUAAGAUUUAAAUUAGAUCACGUGUUUAUUUUCAUCUUUCAUCUUUCAAAAUGACCAAUAAAAUUCCUUCUUCAUCUUCAUACUAUUCUUCAUCCAUCUUCAUCCAUCUUCAUUUUUUGGUUUAAAAAUGUUACCAAAUAAUUUAAUUAAAUACAGUAUUAC